Staurois parvus is the source of this 330-nucleotide messenger RNA. Lineage: Eukaryota; Metazoa; Chordata; Amphibia; Anura; Ranidae. The record is from the annotation of a GenBank genome assembly.
GUGGGCACAGGUGGGUGGCACUGGUGGGCACAGGUGGGUGGCACUGGUGGGCACAGGUGGGUGGGCACAGGUGGGUGGCACUGCUGGGCACAGGUAGGUGGCACUUCUGGGCACAGGUGGGUGCACUGCUGGGCACAGGUGGGUGCACUGCUGGGCACAGGUGGGCGGAACUUGUGGGUGGCACUGCUGGGCACCGAUCAUCAGGGCACUGAUCAUCAGUGCCCUGAUGAUCGGUGCCGAUCCUCGCUCUGACAACUGCCGGUUCUAGGCAGUACUUUCCUCACGAUCUGACAGCGUGAGGAAAGUGCAGCUGAGAACCGGCACUUGCAU